Syngnathus typhle (broad-nosed pipefish) is the source of this 3939-nucleotide messenger RNA. It is a transcript of the gene mtus2b, whose product is annotated as microtubule associated tumor suppressor candidate 2b. NCBI's taxonomy places the organism in Eukaryota, Metazoa, Chordata, Actinopteri, Syngnathiformes, Syngnathidae. The transcript has 14 exons. The record is from RefSeq and is a predicted model, not a curated record. Gene Ontology annotation, molecular function: microtubule binding. The coding region runs from base 214 to 2970 and encodes 918 amino acids. Gene Ontology annotation, cellular component: nucleus; cytoplasm.
AUGAGGACAUCAAUUUCCCGCGUCUCCAAGGCGCUGUGAAGGCGGCGGCGGCGGCGGCGCAUCGGGGCUGUUAUCUUCUCCCUCCGAGCGUAAUAAACGCAAUCCAGUGUUUCAAAUGUUCUGAGCCGGCAUGAUGGUCCUUCAGUCGACUGGACCCGCACACGAGUAAACUUGCCCUUCCGGGAGGUGGGUGGACAAACACCCAAGUCUGAAAUGUGCGAGAGAGCCGUGCCCUUGCGGGACGACAACGUGGCGGAGGACGCGCCGGCCGACGGGAACGCCAACGACAUCAGGACGGAUGGCGAGGGAGGCGGCGAUGGCGGCGGCGAUGGCGGCGGCGACAGCUCCGGCGGAAGCCGCGCCCUGUCCCAACUGGACAAAGGGGUCAUCCGGGGAACCAACUCCCAGUGCGAUGACCCCGAGUUGGCAGAGUUUGAGAUGCUGGAGUGUCAGGAGCUGGAGGCCUACCUGGUGGAGGACGGAGAAGACUUUGUCGGGCUGAGGGAGCACGCCAAGGAUCAGCCGCCUUCCGCUAGCAAAACGGCGGCAGAGCCAGCGACCGACGUCGACAACCAGGGCGAGAACAUGGCUGAGUCCUGGGUGGAUCUCAACUUGAAUUCCACCAAGGAUCUCGCCCACGAGCGGAACAGGAACAACAACCAGAAGAAUAAAGCCGUCCCAAACGCCGCCAGCGAUAAAAGCGCAAGAGCGGACGGGAGCCCUCGCAGAAGCAAAGCGGUGGCAGCGCCGCCGCCGCCGCCGCCGCCUAAAGUAGUCAAGACGCAAGGCUCUUUUGAUAACUCCUUGAAAAAACAGAACUCCUUUGAGAGGAGCUUCAAAAAGCAGCUCUCCUUUGAGCGCACCUUCAAGAAGCAGUUGUCCUUUGAAAAUUACACAAAGAAUUGCGCAAAGAGCUCCUUGGAGAACAUCUCCCGUUCCUCCAGCCUGGAGAGGCGGAAGGCGUGGGGAAGCUCCAAUCGGCCGCUCGCUCCGCCGUCGCCCAGGAAGCAAGCGCCCGCCUCUCCGGCCAAGGGCCAGAGCGGUUGGGCGCCCAAGACCGUUCUGGCUAGCGGCAUACCCAAAAGUGUGCUUCCUCUGCAGAAAGACUCUGACGCCAGGAGGUCGUGUUCCCCACCAAAGCCCCAAAACACCCGUCCCAAAAUGAUCACCUGCGUACGCCAAAAUCAGCCAGGAAAAGCGCAGGCGGCGCCUGAAGCCAGCGUGCACCUGCAUCCGAAGCACUCCACGGCAGCUCAUGCAGAUCCCAAGCACGGACAUGUGUCCAAAGGCUCAGCCCUCUUUGACAAGCACAGAGAGGACGUGUCUGGGAUGAAAGUUGGAGCCAGCAGUGGUUCUCAUCAGGACAUUCCCGGGAAAUGGCCCCAGGAGGACGGAGUCAGCAUCUACCGCUCCCCCAGACGUGCCAGGCCUCAGAUGGGGCUGGGCGCUGUCACCAGACAACCCACGGCCAAAACGCCAGGUCGAAAGUCGUCCUCGGCGCCGCUCGGACCUCACGGUUGCCAGGAAGCUUCAGGGGAACAAAGGAGGUCAGGUCCAGAGAGCUCCCCCAGGAGCCUUUUGCUUCAAUCCGGCCAGUCCGGUCUUCGUCCUCCGGGUUUCUCCGCCCUUCCUCCUGCCAGAGUGAGCGGCGCCGGCGUCACGAAGACCUCGUCGUCCAUGUCCGGUGACAGCAAUACUUGGCGGACCUGGAGAAGAGAGACGCUGAAGGAGUCAGAGGCGUCCUCCCCGAAAAAAUCUGCAGUGGUUCCGCCUAAGCCUCAAUCCCCUGCUCCUGCGUUGGCCGGCGCUGCCCGCGGACGCUGCGGGUCGUCGCAGGAAGUGGACCGGGCCCUCGUCAAGCUGCUGCGGGAACGCUGCGAGCAGCAAGCGCGCCGGCUAAACAGCCUGCAGGCGCAGCUGAAGAAGGCCUCGCUGUGCAUGAGCGUCUUCUCCAUCACCACGCAGCACUUCUGCCACAAGAGCGAGAGUGCAGCUGUGAGGGAAGAGGAACUGUCCCAGGAGCUCGCCAGGAUCAGGGAUGAAGUGGCUUUCAGCGUGUCCCACUGGGAGCAGCUGCAGCGGGAGAAGCAGGAGCUGGAGCGCCGUUUCCAGGCCGAGCUCAGGGGCCUGCGGGCCGAGCAGCGGGCGCAGCUGGGAGCGCUGGAGGAGCGGCUGAAGGCGCAGCACGCCGACGACAACCGCGGCCUGAGGGCCCUCCAGCGCGCCCGACUGGACCACCUCAGGCUGCAGCAGCAGGAGCAGAUGGAGGAGAUGAACGAGAACCACCAGGCCUCCCUGGUGGAGAUGGAGGCGACCCACAACGAUACGCUGGCCACCCUGCGAGAGGAGCACGACCGCACCGUGAAAAAUCUGAAGAUGGCCCACGAGCAGCAGAGGAAGUCUCUGGAGGAGGACUUUGAGAAGAUCAGACUCUCCUUACAGGAUCAGGUGGACAUGCUGACCUUCCAGAACAGGAGCCUGAGGGACCGGGCCAAACGCUUCGAGGAAGCCCUCCGCAAGAGCACCGACGAACAGAUCGUGGAUGCUCUGGCGCCAUACAAACACAUUGAGGAGGACCUGAAGAGCCUGAAGGAGGUGCUGGAGAUGAAGAACCAACAAAUCCAUCAGCAGGACUUGAAGAUUACCGAGCUGGAGAAAAUACAGGCUGAAAAGAACGUUCACCUGGAGGAGCGGGUGCAAGUGUUGCAGCAGCAGAACGAGGACCUGAAGGAACGCAUCGACAAGAACCUCGCCGUGUCCAGGCAACUUUCAGAAGAGAACGCCAACCUGCAGGUGCACGUGGAGAAGGAGAGCACGGAGAAGAAGCGGCUGAGCCGCACCAACGAGGAGCUGCUGUGGCGUCUGCAGACGGGCGAGCUCAGCCCUCGCAUGUCGCCCAGCGGCUCGCCCGUCCACCGCCCGCCCUCCGUGCCCGGCUCGCCCGCCCGCCCGCACUCCUACCACCAGUGACCGCCGCCGCCGCCGCCGCCGCCACCGGACACUUUGUGCAAACGACACUCAGGAGGAUUUCUUUUUCUUUUUUUAAAGACACACCUUGGACAAAAGACACACUGACGUUCUCCUUUUGCCUUCAUCUGUCGUCUAGCGCGACGGCCGUCCAUUUUCUUCCACCCCACCAGCGAGGACCAAAUUUCCCAUUGCUAAUGGGCAACUGGGCAGCUUGCAUCUGGUGGCAACCACUCAAGUGAGUUGAGGAACUUGAUUUAGACAAAAGUAGUCCUCGAUGGCACCACUUGCUAGCAGAGCGGGAUAGAAAAGAAAUGGCCGGCGGACGGGUGCCUUGCUCAGGGGCUGCACGCCAUGCACACCACAGGGAUUGAAGCGGUUGAAUCCGUCUCAUGUUGACAGGAACACGGGUAUUUGUAAUGUUAUGUUUGCUUUGGACUUGCCCCAGAUGGCAAAGCCAAGGAAUUGAUGAUGAUGAUGAUCACCAUAGCAAAUCAGCAUUUUGUCCUUAUGUGAGGAGAAAGAAAAAGGGAUUUGGAAUUAAAAUCGGCUUCAUAUGCAGGUAAGCCAUUCAAUGCCAUACUUUUUUCCUCUACAAAAUGUGUUCACGGAUUUGUAUCAAACAAAUUUUAAGGAAUAAUCAUUGAAAUAUGAUGAAAACAGCUUAGAGAAUUGGAUCCCUUCCAAUAGGUCGGUAGAAUGUUUUAAAAGGCAACCAAAUGCCCCUCUUCGGCCGCUACUGGAGUUAUAAAGUCUUUGUUUACAUUUCUCAAGAUUGUAUUUGUUGUCUUCAAAGCAUGUCCUCGUGCAUUUUGGUGAUUUCGAUUUCUUUGCUAAAAGAUGUCUUUGUUUGCUUCAUUGCUCUUCCAGCCAAAUUGCAUGUGUUAGCAAAUAUAUAUGUGCGUGUGUGUGUGUGUGUGUUGUCGCCACUCUUUGUACGCUAGCAUUAAAUCACCACAGAAAAUAAAUGAA